AUGGUUAGAAAAUUGAAGUAUCAUGAGCAAAAACUGCUGAAAAAGGUUGAUUUCUUGGACUGGAAGCAGGACCAAGGUCAUCGCGACACUCAGGUCAUGAGGACAUACCACAUCCAGAACCGUGAGGAUUACCACAAGUAUAAUAGAAUAUGCGGUGACAUACGUCGUCUGGCAAACAAACUAUCGCUUCUUCCGCCUACAGAUCCUUUCAGAGUGAAGCACGAACAAUUGCUGCUGGAGAAACUGUAUGCCAUGGGUAUUCUGGCGACCAAAUCCAAAAUUUCUGACCUGGAAAAUAAGGUAACAGUGAGUGCUGUUUGCAGGAGGAGACUACCCGUGAUUUUACACCGUCUGAAGAUGGCGGAAACAAUACAGGAUGCAGUUAAAUUCAUAGAACAAGGACAUGUCCGUGUGGGACCAAACCUGAUAACGGAUCCAGCCUAUUUGGUAACCAGAAACAUGGAGGAUUACGUUACUUGGACGGAUAACUCGAAGAUCAAGAAGACAGUGUUGCGCUACAGAAACCAAAUCGAUGAUUUUGAUUUUUCCUGA
This is a messenger RNA of Torulaspora delbrueckii, 552 nucleotides long. RefSeq names its product snoRNA-binding rRNA-processing protein IMP3 (gene IMP3). The record is from RefSeq and is a predicted model, not a curated record. Gene Ontology annotation, cellular component: small ribosomal subunit; small-subunit processome; Mpp10 complex. NCBI's taxonomy places the organism in Eukaryota, Fungi, Ascomycota, Saccharomycetes, Saccharomycetales, Saccharomycetaceae. Gene Ontology annotation, molecular function: rRNA binding; structural constituent of ribosome; snoRNA binding. The transcript has a single exon. Bases 1 to 552 code for a protein of 183 amino acids. Gene Ontology annotation, biological process: rRNA processing.